Molecule: messenger RNA, 717 nt
Organism: Thlaspi arvense
Lineage: Eukaryota; Viridiplantae; Streptophyta; Magnoliopsida; Brassicales; Brassicaceae
Source: the annotation of a GenBank genome assembly
AUGAGAGAAAUCCUUCACAUUCAAGGUGGGCAAUGUGGGAACCAGAUAGGUUCAAAGUUCUGGGAAGUCGUCUGCAACGAGCACGGGAUUGAUCCCACUGGUCGUUACACUGGAAACUCUGAUCUGCAGUUGGAGCGGGUUAAUGUCUACUAUAACGAGGCAUCCUGCGGAAGAUACGUUCCCCGUGCCAUUCUCAUGGAUCUCGAGCCCGGUACUAUGGACAGUGUCAGAACUGGACCUUAUGGUCAAAUCUUCAGACCCGAUAACUUUGUUUUCGGGCAAUCUGGUGCUGGAAACAACUGGGCUAAAGGUCACUAUACCGAAGGAGCCGAGCUUAUUGAUGCCGUGCUUGAUGUUGUGCGCAAGGAGGCCGAAAACUGCGACUGUCUUCAGGGUUUCCAAGUAUGCCACUCGCUUGGUGGAGGCACCGGGUCUGGAAUGGGAACUCUUCUGAUAUCUAAGAUCAGGGAAGAGUAUCCUGAUCGGAUGAUGCUUACUUUCUCUGUCUUUCCAUCACCAAAGGUCUCAGACACAGUGGUCGAGCCAUACAAUGCGACACUUUCCGUUCAUCAGCUGGUUGAAAAUGCUGAUGAGUGUAUGGUUCUGGACAACGAAGCCCUUUACGAUAUCUGUUUUAGAACACUUAAGCUUACCACUCCUAGCUGUAAGUCCCUUCCAUGUCCUUUCUCCUUUCUGCAGUUAAUUCGUGAAAACUAA